Molecule: messenger RNA, 835 nt
Organism: Dendrobium catenatum
Lineage: Eukaryota; Viridiplantae; Streptophyta; Magnoliopsida; Asparagales; Orchidaceae
Exons: 5
Coding region: 128-835 (235 amino acids)
Source: RefSeq, a predicted model, not a curated record
UCCAAUACAGGAAUCGAACGGGCCACAAAUAAAUAGACCCCACGCGAUUGCUUGAAAUCAUUUGAGGCGGGAGGCAGAAAGAGUGUUCGUCUCCUAGAGCGAGCUUGCUAGAGGGAAAGAAGGGGCGAUGGGCGAAAACCUAAUCACCGAUGUAUCGAACAUUGACGCCGUCGACAUGCAAAGCAUUAGGAGUUUUCGCAGUCGCUUGAAGGAGCUCUCCGCGUCGCUCGAUGAUGUUCUCAGUUCCUCCGGUGAUUUGAUUCCGGAACCGAAUAGUUUAUUGGAGGACUUCAGCCGCAAUGUGCUGGCACUUAGCGUAGACCAUGACGUCGAGGCUUUAGGGCCAGCUGAUCUAGAAGCCUUCAUUGAGCAGUUAAAGAAGGAUUUAAAAUCAACCGAGGAGGAAAACGUGAAGUUGUCUGGAGAAAUUGAUACGCUUCAAACCCAAGUUUCAUCAGAUUCAACCAAGUUGGGUGGAGAUAUUGACGCAUUGUUAUCUUUGCUGAACUUUAUUGACUCAAAGGUUAGUUUUCUUCCCAAAACAAAAGGUUUACUAGCAGUCUUAUUGGUUGUAGGGUGGCACGCUGACCAUAGAACAUGGGUUCCUUGUACGGUGUAUGAACUAUCCAGCAUUCGCUCAUUGCCCAUGUUAAUUCAUUACUAUAUCACUAGAUGCCUAAUGUUUAUCAAAUCACACCUACCACUGCUUUUCAUUUGUGCCCAAAUGCAUGAAAAUGCACAGUUUAGCUCCCUGAUGGAUAAAGGAUUUGCAAUUCCUGCCAGCAAAAACAUUCAAUUUCUAUGUCUCAGAAAAAAAAAAGAGCAUUUGAAGUAG